GCGGAUCGAUCCGGACUUGAGAUCGGACCUUGUGUAGAAUACGAUUACACAACAGACGAGCUUGACCACACGGGUACUCGUACUGGUAGACUUCCCGGGCCCGAGCUGCGAUGGUGCCGCUACACAGAUAUCAGUCAUCAAACACGGCUAUAUCAGCUGAGGGGCAAUUUAAGGGGCUCUGGCUGUGUGCCGUCGUUCAACGAUGGCCUCACGCUGAAUAUCCCCGACAAAUCUAAAACCCUUCACGCCAUCACCAUGUCUGCGCACCUGGAGAAAGACGCCCGCUGGGAGACCAGUUUCAUCGGGUUCCUGUACCGCCAGUUUCUUUGCCGGCCGAAGCCCAUCAACGCAGACCUCUCCGGCCAGACAGCCAUCAUCACGGGCGCCAAUGUGGGCCUGGGCUUCGAGACGGGGCGCCAGCUCCUGGGGCUGGGGCUCUCGCGCCUCAUCCUCGCCGUGCGGUCGCAGGCCAAGGGCGACGCGGCGGCCGUGACGCUGCGCGAGGAGCACCCGUCGGCCACGAUCGAGGUCUGGCUGCUGGACAUGAGCUCGUACGCGUCCAUCCACGCCUUCGCCAAGCGGUGUGUCGGGGACGAGCUGCCGCGGCUGGACAUCGCCAUCCUCAACGCUGGCGUGCAGAAUGCGCAGUUCACCAGGAACGAGCACACGGGGUACGACAACACGUUCCAGGUCAACUACCUAUCGACGGCACUACUGUCAAUCUUGUUGCUUCCGGUACUAUCGGAGAGGCGGGCACCCGGCAAACCGGCGAGGCUGAGUGUUAUCGGCUCCGACACGCAAUACUGGGCGAGUCUUGAUCCCGCCGGUGGGGCGAUCUUGCCACGGCUCGCCGCCCCGGCCAAGUUUGACGCCCACGUGCAGUACCCGACCACCAAGUUCCUACUCGUGGGGUUUGUCGCGAAGCUUGCUGAGAGUGUCAAUCCCGACGAGGUGAUAGUCAACACAGUCAACCCUGGCUUGACUGCCAGCACGGAUAUAGGAAGGGAGACUCAGGUGUCGCUCCCCUUCAAGAUCUUCGUGAAGACCGUCGGGCGACGCUUGGAGUGGGGCGCGGACACCUACGUCGACGGGGCCGUGGUCAAGGGCCCGGAGAGCCACGGAUCUUUCGUCAGCGACUGGACUAUCAAACCAUUCCCCGCACUAUACUAUACUGCAGAAGGUUCUGCGCUGCGAGAUCGACUGUGGGAAGAGACCAUGGAGGAACUGAACUUUGCGGGAGUCUCCAGUAUCGUGUCGAAGCUGGCGCAGUCAAGGCCAUGAUCUAAGUAUCUCUUGACGGUGUGUAAUACUCAUAAUACCUGUUUGCUGGGAGAUGGAGAAAUGGGAAAUUUGAAAAGGAAAGCCAGUCAUAAACGCACUUGCAUGAGCACAAAAUGAAAGCCAUUUCGCCAGAA
This is a messenger RNA of Diaporthe batatas, 1415 nucleotides long. RefSeq lists its product as uncharacterized. The record is from RefSeq and is a predicted model, not a curated record. The transcript has a single exon. The coding region runs from base 256 to 1281 and encodes 341 amino acids. Lineage: Eukaryota; Fungi; Ascomycota; Sordariomycetes; Diaporthales; Diaporthaceae.